Molecule: messenger RNA, 1422 nt
Organism: Musca vetustissima
Lineage: Eukaryota; Metazoa; Arthropoda; Insecta; Diptera; Muscidae
Exons: 2
Coding region: 1-1422 (473 amino acids)
Source: RefSeq, a predicted model, not a curated record
AUGAUUGUAUGUCAACAUUUGUGCCUCAACAGUAGUCUUAAAUUGUUUGUUGUUCCUUUGUUGCUGCUGGGCGUAAGCUGUUUAAGUACCGCCCAAAAUAUACCAAAUGGUUAUUAUGGUCCUGUCUCAAACUACUUGGUAGCCGAUACCAAGCAAGGCUAUACCUAUCCCACACCAGAUAUACCAUUCAAUGAAAUCACCACCAGUAAACCCAGUCCACCACCAAGCAAAUCUGGUUAUAUCUACCCAACUCCGGCCAAUAAACUGACAUUGCCCACAAAAUCACCAUAUAAUCCUCCAACAAAACCCGCCAAACAAGGCUAUACCUAUCCCACACCAGCUAUACCAUUCAAUGAAAUCACCACCAGAAAACCCAGUCCACCACCAAGCAAAUCAGGUUAUACCUAUCCCACACCAGCUAUACCAUUCAAUGAAAUCACCACCAGAAAACCCAGUCCACCACCAAGCAAAUCAGGUUAUACCUAUCCCACACCAGCCAAACCAUUCAAUGAAAUCACCACCAGAAAACCCAGUCCACCACCAAGCAAAUCAGGUUAUACCUAUCCCACACCAGCUAUACCAUUCAAUGAAAUCACCACCAGAAAACCCAGUCCACCACCAAGCAAAUCAGGUUAUACCUAUCCCACACCAGCUAUACCAUUCAAUGAAAUCACCACCAGAAAACCCAGUCCACCACCAAGCAAAUCAGGUUAUACCUAUCCCACACCAGCUAUACCAUUCAAUGAAAUCACCACCAGAAAACCCAGUCCACCACCAAGCAAAUCAGGUUAUACCUAUCCCACACCAGCUAUACCAUUCAAUGAAAUCACCACCAGAAAACCCAGUCCACCACCAAGCAAAUCAGGUUAUACCUAUCCCACACCAGCUAUACCAUUCAAUGAAAUCACCACCAGAAAACCCAGUCCACCACCAAGCAAAUCUGGUUAUAUCUACCCAACUCCCGCCAACAAAAUUAAAUUGCCCACAAAAUCACCAAAAUCCACCAAGCAAGGCUAUACCUAUCCCACACCAGCUAUACCAUUCAAUGAAAUCACCACCAGAAAACCCAGUCCACCACCAAGCAAAUCAGGUUAUACCUAUCCCACACCAGCUAUACCAUUCAAUGAAAUCACCACCAGAAAACCCAGUCCACCACCAAGCAAAUCAGGUUAUACCUAUCCCACACCAGCUAUACCAUUCAAUGAAAUCACCACCAGAAAACCCAGUCCACCACCAAGCAAAUCUGGUUAUAUCUACCCAACUCCCGCCAACAAAAUUAAAUUGCCCACAAAAUCGCCAAAAUCCACCAAGCAAGGCUAUACCUAUCCAACACCUGCUGUACCAUUCGAUGAAACCACCAAAAGUCCUCCCACAAAAGGUGGUUACUCGUAUCCCCGACCUGCCGUACCGUUCUAUUUCUAA